Penicillium paradoxum is the source of this 1713-nucleotide messenger RNA. Its product is annotated as WD40 repeat domain-containing protein. NCBI's taxonomy places the organism in Eukaryota, Fungi, Ascomycota, Eurotiomycetes, Eurotiales, Aspergillaceae. The record is from RefSeq and is a predicted model, not a curated record. Gene Ontology annotation, biological process: carbon catabolite repression of transcription. Gene Ontology annotation, molecular function: protein binding. The transcript is spliced from 6 exons. Bases 1 to 1713 code for a protein of 570 amino acids. Gene Ontology annotation, cellular component: cell tip; cell division site; nucleus.
AUGUUUGUUCUUCCGCCACCUCCCCCACGCUAUACCAUCCCUGUCGCUUAUGCGGCGGGGGCGGCAAACGGUAUGGCCGUGCCUGUUGUGGAAACGAACAAUACUGUCACCCACCCGGAGCCGGGGUGUCCGCUACAAGUCGGCGAGGCUCACGGCCUUAUCGCGACAGGAACAUAUAUCCUCCAGGAUGAUUUACUCCUCGCAACGCCACCUCCGCACCCCUCCGAAGCUCCUAUCAUCAACCCAAACCCUCUCGCAACACUACCUACACCCCCCACCUCCGGCGUUAAGCUAUCUCUUGUCAGCCUCGAUCCUCGAAAGAAGCCUCCAACCUUUUUGAAAUCGGGUGUCGCAGCUCCCCAGUUUGGAGACGGAAACCCUGCGCUUGCGGCGCCGCCGGUAGCAGCAAAGGACGCCUUAAAGCGGAGGAAGCCUAAAAACAACAUCAUCAAGAGUAGCUCAUCUUUUGUUUCGCGGGUUAUCACACAUGAGACGUCUGCCAAGCGGCUGGGUGAGCGUGACCCCAACGGUGUAUUUGCCUUUGCGAAUAUCAACCGAGCAUUCCAAUGGCUCGAUCUCAAUUCGCCAACGAAGGAGGAGCAUCUCACGAAAGUCCUUUUCACCAAGGCACACAUGCUCUGUCACGACAUCAACGAACACACUAAGACAGCAUCACACCUGGAUAUUGUGAUGGGCUCUUCUGCGGGUGACAUCAUUUGGUAUGAGCCCAUGACGCAGAAGUACGCUCGGAUCAACAAGAAUGGUGUGAUCAAUAACUCUCCUAUCACUCAGAUCAAAUGGCUUCCUGGAUCUGAGAACCUUUUUAUGGCAUCGUACGCCAAUGGUGUGCUGGUCGUAUAUGACAAGGAAAAGGAGGAUGCGCUUUUUGCCCCGGAGGUGAACGGUCAUUCCGAUCAGAAUAUCGGACGGUUACCCUUGGACAUCCUCAAGUCUGUGAACUCGAAAAAUCAGAAGACGAAUCCGGUCUCAUUUUGGAAACUGGCAAAUCAGAAAAUCUCAAGCUUCUCCUUUUCGCCUGAUCAAAGGCAUUUGGCCGUUGUUCUUGAAGAUGGAUCGCUGCGGCUUAUGGAUUACUUGAAAGAGGAGGUACUGGAUAUCUUCCGAAGUUACUACGGCGGGCUGAUCUGUGUGUGCUGGUCACCGGAUGGCAAAUACAUUGUGACCGGAGGCCAGGAUGACUUGCUUACGAUCUGGUCUUUCCCGGAGCGCAAGAUUGUUGCCAGAUGCCAAGGUCACAAUUCCUGGGUUUCGGGGGUAGCAUUCGACCCUUGGCGUUGUGACCAGAAGACAUAUCGCUUCGGUAGCGUCGGUGACGACUGCCGUCUUCUCCUGUGGGAUUUCAGCGUCGGCAUGCUCCAUCGUCCCCGGGCACACCAAGCAUCAACUCGAAACCGAUCCAGUAUCGUCAUCCCGAACUCACAAUCUGUCAACCGCCACCGCGCAGACAGCGGGGAUAAUCGCGUGCGCUCGGACUCUAAUGGAACCGAAAAAACCGAAGACAUUGACCCGACCGCGAGUCACCCUGUGGAACCUAGAUCCCGCACAGCUCUUUUGCCCCCAAUCAUGUCCAAAAUUGUCGGUGAAGAUCCCAUUUGUUGGCUCGGCUUCCAGAAAGAUUGCAUCAUGACUUCCUCUCUCGAAGGUCAUAUCCGCACCUGGCAUCGACCUAGCGACAGCGUUGUCAAGUCAUAA